Molecule: messenger RNA, 7795 nt
Organism: Cheilinus undulatus (humphead wrasse)
Lineage: Eukaryota; Metazoa; Chordata; Actinopteri; Labriformes; Labridae
Gene: itga9
Product: integrin, alpha 9
Exons: 28
Coding region: 243-3335 (1030 amino acids)
Biological process (GO): cell-cell adhesion; cell adhesion mediated by integrin; cell-matrix adhesion
Cellular component (GO): external side of plasma membrane; integrin complex
Molecular function (GO): integrin binding
Source: RefSeq, a predicted model, not a curated record
CCGCGAGCAACAACUUUGUGAGAUUGACACAGAAUGGAGAGAAGCUGACGCACCGUUAUUUACCGGACCGUUAACUCUCCUCUUCAAGUCUCUCCUCAUGCCAUCACAGCCUACAUGCUGCGCCAGACCAGGAGAAAAACACUGAAGAAGAGUUCUGAAAGAGUUUGAAGAGCUGACAAUUCCUCCUGUUUGUUGAGGUUUUUUUCUUCUUUUUGGACACUUUUGUUGCGUUUUUACGCACGAUGCGCAAAGGGAUGGAUUCUCUCUGGAGACUUAAAACGGGAAUGCACCAUGUAUUUUAUGUUUGUCUCUCUAUUUCAGUGGCUUAUUCUUAUAAUGUAGACUUAGAACAUCCUUUAGUGUUCCGAGGACCAGCUUCUAGUUUUUUUGGCUAUUCAGUGCUGGAGCAUUAUCAUGACAACACACGCUGGGUUAUAGUAGGAGCUCCGAGGGCAAACUCGACCUACAGUAGCUCUGUGCACUCUCCUGGAGCUGUGUAUAAGUGUCGAGUUCACAGCAACCCAGAGCGCCGCUGCACAGAGAUGGACCUGGGAAGAGGAAACCGGCUCAGAGAGUCGUGUGGGAAGACGUGUCAGGGAGACCGGGACGACGAGUGGAUGGGGGUCAGCUUGGCCCGCCAGAACAGAGCAGACGGCAAAAUCCUGGCCUGUGCUCACCGCUGGAAAAACAUCUAUUACGACUCAGAGCACAUCCUUCCUCAUGGUUACUGCUCCAUCAUUCCCCCCACUUUGCAGGGAAGGACCAAACCACUCAUCCCUUGUUAUGAAGACUAUAAGCAGAAGUACGGGGAAGAGCAUGGCUCGUGCCAAGCCGGGAUUGCGGGAGUUUUUACGGAGGAGCUGGUGGUGAUGGGGGCUCCAGGGUCGUACUACUGGACCGGGACAAUCAAGGUCUACAACCUGACAUCUGACUCGUUUUACAGCCCCAACAAAGAUGACAUCGACUCCCACAGAUACAGCUACCUGGGCUACGCCGUGACAGCCGGACACUUCUCUUCUCCCCAUGUGAUCGACAUCGCUGCAGGGGCGCCUCAGCACAGCGGCAGUGGAAAAGUUUACAUUUUCAAAAUCGAUGGUUCGUCUUUGGUGAAGAGUUUUCAAGCCUCAGGGAAAAUGAUGGGCUCUUACUUUGGCUCCUCAUUGUGUGCAGUUGAUCUGAACCAGGAUGGCCUGUCGGACCUGCUGGUGGGGGCUCCCAUGCACAGCCAGCUCCGGGACGAGGGCCAGGUGUCUGUGUACCUCAGCAAGGGCAACGGUGUGAUGGAAGAGGGGGGCAUUCUGAGCGGGGACAAUGCUUUCAAUGCACACUUUGGAGAAUGCAUUACGGCAAUUGGAGACAUAGAUGACGACGGAUAUCAAGAUGUAGCAAUCGGAGCACCGAAAGAGGACGACUACGCCGGGGCUGUUUACAUCUACCAUGGGGAUGCAGCAGGGAUCAUCAGUAAAUACUCCAUGAAACUGUCUGGACGCAGCGUCAGUCCUGGUCUGCAGAUGUUUGGACAGUCGAUCUCAGGCGACGUGGACAUGGAUGGCAAUGGAUACACAGAUGUCACAAUUGGAGCGUUCAUGUCAGACAGUGUGGUGCUGCUGCGAACACGGCCUGUCAUUACGGUGGACGUCUCCAUCUUCCUGCCUGUGACCAUCAACAUCACCGUGCCACAGUGCCACGAGGGCCAGCACAACCAGAACUGUUUCAAUGUCACCGUGUGUAUGCGCUUCAGGGGGAAACAGCUGCCCGGACAGUUAGAUUUGCUGUAUAACCUGACGGCUGAUGUGGAUAAGCGUCAGAAGAGCCAGCCUUCGAGGAUCUACUUCUCCCAGAGCGGCUCUCAGAUCAGCCAGAUGAGCCAGCAGAUCAGCCUGGACAUCAACAGGGAGGAGUGCCAGCGCUUCACCGCCUACGUGAAGAAAGACGUAAAGGAGGUGUUCACGCCCAUCACGUUUGAGGUGGCGUACAGCCUCGGGAAGCACGUUCUGCCUGGACAUCAGGAGCAUGAUCUGCCUGCGCUCACUCCAGUGCUACGAUGGAGGAAAGGAGACAAGAUUGCAGUGAGGAAUGAGACUUGGUUUGAGAAGAACUGCCUGUCGGACGACUGCGCCGCAGACCUGAGGCUUCAUGGGAAACUGCUGCUCUCUGGUCUGCACACUGGUCACCAUUUAGCCCUGGGAGGAGUGAAGAACGUCUCCUUGAACCUGACCAUCUCAAACACAGGGGACGACGCCUACGACACCAACAUCUACUUCAACUUCUCCAGAGAAGUUUUCUACAUCAACUUCUGGCAGCGGGAAGAAAAGGGCAUUUCCUGUGGACUUGUUGAUUUGGACUUCCUUAAAUGCAGCGUGGGAUUUCCCUUCAUGAGAGCACAGACUAAGUAUCAUUUUGCAGUGAUCUUUGAUACCAGCCAGCUCUCUGGGGAAAAUGACACACUGCAGUUUUUGGUUCAAGCAAAAAGUGCCAAUCCUGAGCACAAGCUUGCUGACAACACUUUGGAUCUGUCCAUCCCUCUGGUUCAUGAGACCGACACGACUAUCACUGGUGUGGUCACUCCGAGCUCCUUUGUGUACGGGAACUCCAUCGAUGCCUCACGCUUCGUCCAGCUAGAUGACAUGGAGUGUAACUUCCAGCCUCUUAAUCUCACAUUUCAGGCUAUAAACAAGGGGCCCAGCAGGCUGCCUGGCUCCACUGUGGACAUCAGGAUACCCAACCGUCUGGCUGGCAGCGGGGCUGACAUGUUCCACAUCAUUGAAACACAGGUGGCUGACGGCCGAGGGAACUGCACCCCUCACAAGAACCCGACACCGUGCACCAUCCCCCAGGACAGAGAGAGCAUCUUCCACUCCAUAUUCGCUUUCUUCACCAAAUCAGGACGGAAAGUCUUGGACUGUGACCGGCCUGGAAGAGCGUGUAUGAUGAUCUCCUGCAGUCUGGGUCCACAGUUAAAGGAAGAAGCUUUAAGCAUAGAUAUAAAACUUCUUCUCAACACUGAAAUUCUUAAAAGGGAUAGCUCCUCUGUGAUCCAGUUUGUGACAAGAGGAAGUGUGCAAGUAAGCAACAGAGCAGUGGAGGUACCAAACGGCCUGCCAGAGGACCUAUCUCUGGUGUUCGAGGCGCUCCACAGUCAAGAGCCGAGGGGUUACGUCGUCGGCUGGAUCAUUGCCAUCAGUCUGCUGGUGGGAAUCCUCAUCUUCCUGUUGUUAGCUGUGCUGCUCUGGAAGAUGGGAUUCUUCCGUCGGCGCUACAGAGAGAUCAUCGAGGCUGAGAAGAACAGGAAAGACAGCGAGGAAAGCUGGGACUGGAUGGAAAAGAACCACUGAGACCCGCACUGUGGGGUCCCAGAGGAGCCAAUGAGAUUAGGGAUUGGGUCGGGAAGGAUCCAAUAGCACGUGGUCUCGUAGCCCAGCCGCCAAAGUGGCACCAGGCCCUUCAGUCUUCCAUAUGUGGAAGAGGAGAAUAUUCUCCAUAUUUUUUGGAGACUUGAUGUAUUUUUUUGUGGGUGGGGGUCCAGGAAACAGGCUUCUGAGGUGACAGCAUGGCUUGCCAGAGGACACUUGCUGUGGAAUUCAGCUAAUCUCAGCGGAGGGAACUCCCAGCCAGCGGAGCGGAGCUGUUGAUGGAGACCCACAUCCGUACGGGGAUGUGGAGACGGCAUGAAUACUGGUGGACAACAAAACCCUCAGGGCUGUGUUAUAUAGCAAAUUUAUUUUUAUACAUACACUUUAAGCCAUAUAGUGUAAAACUGGGCUUGGAGAAGAGCUGAGGAUUUGAAGGCCAUUAUAAACAUACUGUAACUACAGUAUGUUUUCCUAAAAGCACUGAUGUUUGAUAAGAAUGAAUGCCUUGGCUCCAUAGCUUUACUUUUAAUGCCAAAGAAAUGUCCUGAAUAGUAAAUGAUGGAGUCGUUUGUAUAUUCAGCUCUUCCUGGGAGUGAAAGAUUGUAUCUUUUCUUUACUAUGUCCGGCUAAUGGAUAUCUUUAAAACACAUCUGACUGUCCUGCUUUCACACAGAUGAUAAGUCAGAGAUAAAUCUCAGUUUAAACCUACAUACACACGAUUAAAAAGUGCGCCAUCUGAUUGUGUCUGAGCUGAUUCAGAGAUGCUGAAUACCAACUAAAUGAUCUUUCAGAGGGGAUUUCCACGCUUCAGAUUUUUAGGUUUAUGAUUCUUCAGAAGCAGGGAUGCACCAAUACCACUUUUUCUUUAAGAACAAGUUCAAGAAAAUGCUCUCAGAAAAUUAUGUUAUCAUCAGAUGUUCCUUACCCCUCCUCUUGACAAUUUAGCAGUGUGCUCUACUUGUUUCUUCCUCAUUUAUGAUGAAAUAUUACGUACUCACACCUUGCCUACUGACCAUAUUGAGCACAAUAUCUGCACCGUUUUAUAAGUGAGAGCACUGAGGUAUCAGCAUCAGGUAACCUUUCUGGUACUGAUAUCAGUGCAUCCCUAUUGAUAAGCAUUCCUUUUGGUGAUGAAGUAUGAAAAAAUGGAAGAAUUCACUGCAAAAACAAAAAUCUAAGUAUGUAUUUGUCCAAUAUCUUGUCAAAAAUAUCUUAUUACACUUGUCAUAUUCCACAUUUUCUUGACAAGCCCUUAUAAAAAAACUUAUUUCAAGAUAUUAAACAGAAAAUCAGUACAUCUGCCAAUGCAGACAGGGUAUUUCUCUCAUUGAGCAUCAUGAAAUAAGAUAUGCCAAGUCAUGAAAUACAGACUUCUGGAUUCAACAUACUCAAGUAAAACUUGCACCCCCACUACCAGAUAUUUUUACCUUUUACAAGAGAUGUAGGCCUUAUUUUUUGUGUAUUUUUUUAAAUUUUGAAAUAAGAUGUUUUUUUUCUAGACUUGUCAGUUGAAUGUGGCCUACAAUAAGUGUAAUUUGUUAUUUUAUUUGUUCAUUUGUGAGCAUCCCAAUUAGCUGUACCGUAGAGCAGUGGUUCUCAAUGCAGGGGUCAAGAUCCCCGUGAGGGUCACAAGAUACUGAAAGGGGCCUUUCAAAAUACAAAGAAUAUGUUUAAAAUGAUUUAAAAAACAUGAUAUCAUGUCCAGUGGACAAAUGUAGUCUAACAAUUGGAUAUUUUACCCAUUUUUAUGAGAAACAAACACAUACAUUUAGUGAAUAACAUAAAAACAUUUGGUGAAAUUUAUGCUGAAACCAAAGUAAUGUUUAAAAAAAUCAUUUAGAUGUCAGUCUGCACACGACUAUUUUUGAAUGUGCAUCAACUGUGCUUCAACCACUCUGAGGUACUAAAAGCGUUCUUGGUGUUUGGCACCUUUCUUUUAGGGGUUUGAGAACCCCUGCCCUAGAGCAUAGUUAGUCCUCCUGGGGUCUAUGUUAUAAAAAACAUACUUACAGGAAUCUCAAAUCUACUUUUAAAACAUGAUUAAGCAGCAUAGUCCGCACAAACCAUCACAUUUUGGGGAGAAAAUUAAGUUUAGGACAUACAUUUGACUACGUUUUUGCAGUGUUUGAAAUAAAGUGAAACUAUUAUGAGGAUUAAAUUGUUUUUGUUUUAAAAGACAGCAGAAUUCCUUUUGGGAAAAUCAGUGAUGUGAUCUAUCAAAAAUAAAGCCAUAAUUUGGGAUAGUGGUAAGCCCAGUGGUGUACUCAGUGGUCAAGGGGGAGCCAAUUUCCCUCUAUACCUGAAAAAUGCAGCAGAAGUGCCCUAAAAAUGGUAAAGUGCCUUCAGGACAGGUCAGGUCAGAUAUGGGCGCAUAUGCCACUUCUGCACUUUGCCGGGUCAACCUUUGUCCUGUACUGUUCUGGCCUCUUGAUGGCCAUCGUCCAGGCUUGUGCCAGGCUGCUUCCCCAUCUCUCCAGGUCUGUCGCUCCCCAGGUCUGACAUACAGAUGGCACCCUUUUUUAAUAUUUUUGGCCCUGCCCUUCAGAAAGUCUUGAGUGCAUCACAGUGUAAGGCUUUAUUGUACUUUGAAAGGAUAUAUUAUGAGAGCAUCUCCUGUUACUUGUGCUAAUUAUCAUCAGGUUUAACUUCACUUAUGUUUAAUUUCAGCACAGCCGGCUCACGUCUCCUCUGAUAUUGCCUUUCAGAAAAAAGAUUUUGGCUUACCAUAGCCAAAAAAAAGCAGAAUUUUCAUGUAAAUUUCAACAAUUUGGACUAUUUCCUCCAAAUCUCUGAUUUUUGUAACUGGUUUUUAAAUUUUGUGAAAUCAACACUGAUGCUUAAACUUGAGGUUAAAAGGUCAAUGAGACCAAAACUGACCAGAUUGAUCAUCUCUAUGGUGACAUUUGUGAUGUCCUCUAACUGCUGCAAGGGCAGACCAGUUAACAGCAUAAAAAAAAACAUUUCCUUGUAACAACACGUACUGAGUGACACAUUUGAUUGUUGAAAGAUUUUUUAGAACCAUACCCACACCUGUAUGGGACAAGACCAGCACAGAGAUGAGAUGUACUCUAUUAUCCACCGGGGGGCUCCAGAAACGAUACAAACCAGAAGUUCCUCACAGGAGCUUUACUGUGCCCCUGAUACUCGACAAACCUUUUUCAUUAUCUGAAUUUUGAGUUUCUUUAGUGGAUCUAAUAUUUGCCAGCUUUCAGCUUUAGUCUUUGCUCUGUGCCUUGUUUUGAAUUUACACUGCUCUGAAUGUGCGCUCUGCAACAAAGCAAACUAUCUGAAGCUGCUUUUGCAAGAAGCCAAUCCUUGUGCAUGCUGCUGAUGCGUUAAAAAAGUCCCUAAAAGUUGCAAAGUUCAGAUUUGUAUUUUACUAAAAUACAGUAGGAAAUGAUUCAGCGUACAUUUUGACACAAGACCCGAUCGUGACUUAUUUCCAAAACCUUUCCAGACGUCACCUAUGCUGCCCAGAUUUAAUUUAAUGACGAUGUUAUUGGGCGUAGGGUUUUAGUGUGAAACAUGAUAUACCUUUCUCUCCACGGCCAGAUGAAAGUCAGUGAUGGGAGUCCACCUUCAGUCAUUUACAGGGGCCCGUGGAAUGAGUAAUGCCCUAAAAAUAGGUGGGAAUGUGCUGCACUCAAUCACUACACAUAAACGAGCUCUUUGGGGCUCCUGGGAAAAGCUUAUUUUAAGUCAACAUGGAGGAAUGUCAGCACCAAGAAAAUCUGCCACUAUUAAAGUUCACAGCUUUUACUCUGCAUGUUCUUAAAUCUUGUUAAAGCUGGGUUGGAUUGUGAUUGGAGUUUUUUUUGCAGAAACACAGAUUGAUUUCUUCUCAGAUAUCUCAAAGAAGUGAAAAUAUUGAGUUAGGUGUACAUCAGUAGAGCUAUAUCAGAAGAAAUCAUGGAAAUAUGCUCUUAAAGUGAUCUGAUGUUGGUUUUAAAGAUUUUUAUGACCCAAAAUAAAUAUGUAACUGACGAAUUAUGGGCAGUUUUUCACUGAAUUGGACUCCGAUUUAAACGUGCAAUGCCAAAGAUCAGAAUCUUGUUCAUAUUUAAGUGCAAAGACACUUUAUGGCUCACUUUGGUUCCUUUGCUCUCUAUUUUUGUGCUGUCUGAAUCUUUUAUACACUUUAUUUUUACCAUUUUAAUUCCACUGGCAUGACUGCAUAUACUGUACACAUUCACGUCUUCCCUCUGCGUGCGUUAAAGCGACGCUGAAUCUUCAUGCAGAGAAACCGACACUUGACAUUUUUUGGUUUAGUUCUGACUGUGAUGGUUAUAAAUUUUGUUUGUAUGUUUUGUUAAUCACACCGUUAUUUGGGGUUUUGUUCUGAGUAUACUACUGUCACUGAGUAUCAUUUCCAAUAUAGUGUGCUGUAUGUUUGAUGUUUAAAGUCAUGUUGGGGCUGUAUAUUUAUCUGUCGAUAAAUUUUA